Cryptococcus wingfieldii CBS 7118 is the source of this 1458-nucleotide messenger RNA. RefSeq lists its product as hypothetical. Lineage: Eukaryota; Fungi; Basidiomycota; Tremellomycetes; Tremellales; Cryptococcaceae. The coding region runs from base 1 to 1458 and encodes 485 amino acids. The transcript is spliced from 10 exons. The record is from RefSeq and is a predicted model, not a curated record.
AUGUCCUCCCCCCCGACGUCCCUCUCCGACCCAAUCGCCUACCUGGCCCUCCUCAAAUUCCACCGCCUCCUCCCCCGCUGCCCACGCACAAACCUCCCCGUCUCUUAUGCCGACCUGGGCGAUCCCGGGGGAGUGGUGGUGGUUUAUUUGUUGCCGAGUGGGUGUUCGAGGUGGGUUGCGGCGCCUAUGGACCCGGUAGCGAUCAAGUACGGUAUCAGACUUAUCGUAGUCGACCGUCCCGGGACGGGUGGGACUGGCCAAGUGCCGCUCAAUGAGCGUAUUGCCAGAAGCUGCGAGAUGGUGGUAUCUGUGCUGGAGCAUUUGGACGUCAAACCCGCCCAUAUGUUGGCAACAUCUGCAGGAAUAUACUACGCUCUCCACCUCCUAAUCAACCACCCCUCCACCUUCCAAACAUCCCUCAACCCCCCGCCCAAACUAUGGCUCAUAGCCCCCUGGGUACCCUUGUUACCGUCGGAUGAUCCGGACUAUUGGCCGUUCAAGUGGGAUUGGAUACCUACGCCGUUGAUCGCUACGCAGCAUAUCACUACACCGCAUUUAAUCAAAGCAGCCGAACAAGCUCAAAAAGUGUACAACCAAGGUGCGAAAGCGUACGAUACUGGCAAAGCAUUCGCUCUCAGGUGGUACAAGUCGUAUUUCGACCCUCCUGCUUCUUCUUCUUCUUCUUCUUCUUCUCUCAAUCAAGGGUCGGGUGUUUCUUCGCCGGUACCAUCGAGGUCGAGUAAGGGAUAUGCGGCAGAAGGGAAGGGUGGGGAGCAAGACCUAGGAGGCGAUACGCAAAAGCUAUUGAAUGGCAUCCGAGGAGCAGGUAUGGGCGAAGGAACCGAGGUCCGCGCUCCCGAUCCCACCGAAGAAGGGGAAGGGGAAGGGGAAGAGCAUGAUUAUGAUUCGGGAGAGUGGCCUCCGAGAGAGAGGUUCUGGGGAAAGACGCCUUGCUGCAUUACUUGCACGAUAUCGGGGUAUAUGCAAGCUGAAAACGCUCAAGGAAUCGGACAAGAACACUUAAUCUGCCUCAACCGCGGCCUCCAAAAUACCGGCGCCCCCUACCUCCUUACAGCGCUAUCCGACCUCGCCGCUACCAUCGAGUUCGCGCAGUCUCCUGUGGAGUCUGAAGCCCGUACGAGGCUUGGGAAGAAGUUUGGGAUGAGCGUGGGGGAACGGUUGAGGGAUAGCGAGACUGGUGGAGGGGGAGGAGGAGGGGUGAAGUGGCCGUUGGAGGUGAAUGUGUGGUGGGGCUGGCUGGACGAUAUGGUUCCUCGAAAAGGACAAUUGUGGUUCAACGAUCUAGUGGGACAGUAUGGAGAUGCGAUCAAGCUUUCGAUACAUGAUGUUCCGGGUGGAGAUCAUGCUGAUUUGCUGGCGAGGCAAGAGGGUAUCCAUCAAUGUUUCCAGCUCAUCCAAUUCCAAGGAAACUCUACAGCGCCCACACUAGAAGUCUGA